Messenger RNA from Amorphotheca resinae ATCC 22711, 935 nucleotides. RefSeq lists its product as hypothetical. Gene Ontology annotation, biological process: cilium assembly. Lineage: Eukaryota; Fungi; Ascomycota; Leotiomycetes; Helotiales; Amorphothecaceae. The transcript has a single exon. Bases 169 to 897 code for a protein of 242 amino acids. The record is from RefSeq and is a predicted model, not a curated record.
AGAGAGAGAUUCUGUGCGAAAAGAGUAAUACGUUAUGAUCAAUACCCACCUGCCCACCUUGCCUUUGAGCAUGAUUUCUACUUAAACUUCAACAGCUGGACACUUCCAGCGUAUGGCACGACCGGGCGAAUCCAUUCCUCACAUCAGACACCACCAGUCGCAGUCGCAAUGCCACUUAGCCGCAACGACCAACAUGUGCUAUCAGCACUAUUCGAUGCUGAGGGAAUACCGUCAAGAACUGCCCCAUUCACAGAAGAACCCCACUGGGCCCUUCCAGGCAUUCCACCAACCAUUCUCCAGCACCUGCAAGAGCUCGAGGUAAAAGCCAUCAGGCCACUCAACUCGCCCUCGCCAUCACACCAAGAAAUCGACGCAGCAGUCACCGAAUUAACGCAUAUCCUCGAGCAGUAUCCCACAUAUGCACCCGCCUGGAACAAUCGCGCCCAGGCGGUACGUAUGCUGGUGGGGGAAACCCUCCACGAACCGGCUGUGGCUGCUAGCACACUGUACUCCGACCUGUGCGAGGCUCUGCGACUAGCCGCGCCGACGCAAUUAAAUCCAAGUGUCUCGCCGCUCCAGAGAAAGUGCCUGGCAUCCGCGUAUACGCACCGGGCGCAUCUGCUGCUCAAGGCGUCGAAGUCAGUGGCAGAAGAUCCUUCCCGAAGUAAGAUGCUGCCAAGGGAGCUCCAAGGAAUCAAUAGCGCAGGACUGGAGAAGAUGGCGGCCGCCGACUUCAGAGAGGGAGGGAAGUAUGGGAAUGAGAUUGCGAAGCAUAUGGCAGUGCAGCUGAAUCCGUAUGCCAAGCUCUGUGGGGAGGUUGUGAGAGAGGCCAUGAUUGAACAUAUGAGGGAGAAUGGAUUCGUUCCGAAUGUCGCGCCUAGGUUCGUAGGAGACUGAUGCCAAACCGCUGUACUUCUCGCAAAGCCUCAUAGGAC